AUGAAAGCGUCUCAGUUUGACGCAGCUGUUAGUAAAUAUAAUGAGGCUAUCAAACUGAACCGAGAUCCCGUUUAUUUCUGCAACAGAGCUGCUGCAUAUUGCCGCCUUGAACAAUACGAUCUCGCAAUCCAAGACUGCAGGACAGCACUCGCUCUUGACCCGAAAUAUAGCAAAGCCUAUGGAAGAAUGGGACUGGCUUUGUCAUGUCAAAAUCGUUAUGAGCAAGCUGUGGAAGCCUAUAAGAAGGCCCUUGAGCUGGAUCCUAAUCAGGAAAGCUUCAAAAAUAAUUUGAAAAUUGCCGAGGAAAAAGUGAAGGAGCUUGAGGCAGCAGCACAAGCAAGUGGAGCGCAACCGGUAAGUCACAUGUUCGGCUAG
Molecule: messenger RNA, 375 nt
Organism: Cooperia oncophora
Lineage: Eukaryota; Metazoa; Nematoda; Chromadorea; Rhabditida; Trichostrongylidae
Source: the annotation of a GenBank genome assembly